Molecule: messenger RNA, 4151 nt
Organism: Meleagris gallopavo (turkey)
Lineage: Eukaryota; Metazoa; Chordata; Aves; Galliformes; Phasianidae
Source: RefSeq, a predicted model, not a curated record
AAUGGGGACCCAGACGCUGUGGGGCGAUUCGGGCAGCAAUAGGGGCACGCUGCACGUCCUGCUGUCUGUAGGGCCGCCAGGAUGAGCACGGCUGCCAGCCCUGAGCCCCCCCCAUCCCCCCGACCCCGAUACUUCGAACGCUUCCCCGAAGACGACCCCGAAUACCUGCGGGAGCGUAACAUGGCAGCCGACCUGAGGCAGGACUUCAACAUGAUGGAGCAGAAGAAGAGGGUCACCAUGAUCCUACAGAGCCCGAUCAGGAAUCUCAACAGCGGAUUCUCAGCCCUGAAGGCUUUGGUUCCUUUGAUGCCCCAGGACCGCAAACCCAGCAAAGCCGACACCCUGCGGGCAGCUGCCGAAUACAUCCGCCUGCUGCGGGCUGUGCUGCGGGACGCGGGGGGGCUGCAGGCUGUGGUGUUGUUGUGCCACGCUGUGGUGUUGUUGUGCCACGCUGUGGUGUUGUUGUGCCACGCUGUGGUGUUGUUGUGUUACCCCAGUGCCACGUUGCUCUGUGCCACGUUGCUCUGUGCCACGUUGUGCCAACGCUGUACCGUCUUGUGUCAAGUUGUGCCACAGUCUUGUGCAACACUGCACCAUGCCACACUGUGCCGUAUUGUGCCAAGCUGUGCCGUGUCCUGCUGUGCCAGCCUGUUGUUCUAUGCCACGUUCUGCCUUGCUGUGUUGCAUUGUGCCACGUUGCGCCAAGUCGUGCCGUGCCAUGCUGUCAUGUCGUGCCGUGCCAUGCUGUCAUGUCGUGCCGUGCCAUGCUGUCAUGUCGUGCCGUGCCAUGCUGUCAUGUCGUGCCGUGCCAUGCUGUCAUGUCGUGCCGUGCCAUGCCACGUGAUGCCAGACCAUGCCGUGCCACAGGUGUCAGCCAUGCGCUGCGGUGUGCUGCCCAUCUCCCGUGCUGCGCUGCUGCUGGGGGACAUCGCCUACUUCGACUUCCGUGGUGAGGUGGAGGACGAAGCCGACCGGGUUGAGCUGCAGAAGUGCCUCGGCCCCACCUGCAAGAUCCUGGUGCUGCGCAACCACGGGGUGCUGGCGCUGGGUGACACGGCCGAGGAGGCUUUCUACAGCAUCUUCCACCUGCAGGCAGCCUGCGAGGUGCAGGUGUCGGCGCUGGCGAGUGCAGGUGGUGCAGAGAACCUCAUCGUGCUGGAACGUGCCAAGCACCGUCCCCACGAGGUGGGUUCCGUGCGCUGGGCUGGCAGCACCUUCGGCCCCAUGCAGAAGAGCCGGUUGGGCGAGCACGAAUUUGAAGCCCUGAUGAGGAUGCUGGACAACCUGGGCUACCGCACCGGCUACACCUAUCGCUACCCCUUCGUGCAAGAGAAAAGCAAACCCAAAAGCGAUGUGCUCAUCCCUGCCACGGUGACAGCCUUCGUCUUCGAGGAGGAGGCCAUGCCCACGCCUGCGCUGCGGCAGCACGCACAGAAGCAGCAGAAGGAGAAGACGCGGUGGCUCAACACACCCAACACGUACCUGCGGGUCGAGGAGCAGCAGGGAGGCCAGAAGACCAAGACGACCUGGCUGAAGGCUGACGAGGUGGAGAAGGGCAGCAGUGGUACAGCCAUCCGCAUUGAGAACCCCAACCAGUUUGUGCCCCUCUACACCGACCCUCAGGAGGUGCUGGAGAUGAGGAACAAGAUCCGUGAGCAGAACCGCCAGGACGUGAAGUCUGCAGGGCCGCAGUCCCAGCUGCUGGCCAGUGUGAUCGCCGAGACGAGCCGCAGCCCCUCCACAGAAAGCCAUUUGGGGGAUGCUGAGACCAAAAACCCAUCCCAAGAGGAGGCCCCCGCUGAGCCGGAGCCCCCGAACCCCUUCAGCCAGCUCACGGACCAGGAGCUGGAGGAGUACAAGCGGGAGGUGGAGAGGAAGAAGCUGGGGCUGCACGGAGACAAGGAGGAAGAGGAGACCCAGGCAUCCCCCCCAAAAUCACCACCGGGGUCCCCAAAAUCCCCCAAUAAAAGUGCAGCCCUGGAGGGUCCGGAGGGUGACAAGAAGGUGGAGGAUGGCCAAGCUCCGGCCGAUUCCUCCGCCGAAAAGGAGCCGCCUGCGGUGGUCAAUGGGAAGGAUGAGGAGCAGAGCACCGAGGAGAGCAAAGGGGGGGACCAGACAAGCACCCCGGCCAACCCAGAGCAGGAUGUCCCCAAGGAGAAGACCGAGACGGUGACCAGCACCCCCGUCUCCCCCGAAGGCUCACCCUCCAAAUCACCCUCCAAGAAGAAGAAGAAAUUCCGGACCCCGUCCUUCCUGAAAAAGGGCAAAAAGAAGGAAAAGAUCGAAUCUUGAGCCUCCCUCCCCGUGGCUUUGGCCGAGCGUCUUUCCAGACGGAUGUGUCUGCGCCGUGCGUCUGGCCGUGGCGCAGCCAAAAACCCUGGAGGUGAACAAUCCGGGAGCCCCCGGCACGAGGCACCAAGUCCCCCCCGUCACCCGCUUCGGAGGUGGCCACCGAGCUCACCGAGAGAAUUUGGCCCCUGUCUGCUGCUUGGGGAAAUACCCACCGCCACGUCCCCGCUCCCACCAGCACUCCCCCGUCUCUCCCAGGCACCCACGUGGGCUAUGAGGUUUGUUUAUCCCACCCGCUGCUUGUAGAGCCCUCGUGCAACGCGGGGGCACAGCCCGGAUGCGCUUGGUUUCGAGAAAGAAAAGGGUGUGUUGUCGCUGUUUUUGGGUCUUUGAAGAAAACAUUUUGUUUCACGCUCUGCUGGAAUGGCGCUGGCUUCGCCCCUGGCAUCUCUUUGCCAGGGUGAUGGGAUGGAGCCCAACACCGGAGGAUUGCUCUCCCCGAAGGAGAGCACCUGGGACACUUUCCUUCUCGGAUUGCAAUCUUACCCCAGGGCUGUGAGCCACCUCCGUCCCCUUCUCCUGGUGCCACACUCACACGUUUGCUGCCUGGUGGAGAGCAGCAGGAUUUUUGCACCGCACCUGAGAACACAGAAGACAAAGAGCCUCGGGGCAGAAUCAUGUAAAACUGAGCAAACUUCACUCACUAAGUGCUACUUUGGGAUGAACACGUGCUGCCAAUUCACUUCAGUAGGAGGCACUGCCCUGGUCCCCCCACACCGUGUUGAUGAGUGCCUGCACACGUAAAGAGCACGAGAGCCCCGAGGCCGAACCGCUGCUUAGCCCAGCUCUGGAUUCCUGAGUACACACACAGAUCCUCCCCGGCCUUCCCCCAGCCUCACCUCCCCAUGCCCAGCCAUACAACCCAAAGGGAAGAAGAAAAAGCAGCUCUGCAGCCUGGAAAAGUCUGGUGGCUUUUUUGGGGUGGGGGUCAUUUAAGGUAGAAUGCAGGGCUGCUGCAGGCAGGAGAUGGAGAGGAGGAAAUGCCUAAGAUAGGGUUGGUUUUCUUUAUGGGGCUGCAGUUUGGGGUGUGCCAAGCAAAUUCUAAUGGGGAAAGUCAAAAAAUUGCAAAACCACAACCUCAGCAGGAACGUCCUCCCCCAGCAGUGGGGUUUUGCAGCCUGAGAGUCUUUGCUGUGCCCCCUGUGUCCUCGCUGGCAUUCUGCUAGAGGCUGCAGAAUGGAUUCUGUUGGAGGGGAACCUUACAGACUGCCUGGUUCCACACCCUGCCCUCAGCCCGUCCAUCUCCAGGAUGGGGCACUCCCAGCUCUGGGCAGCAUUGCCUCACUGCCCUCUGCGUAAAGAAUCUCCUGCUGCCUAAAUCUAACCUCAAUCUCCCAUCUUCUAGCUCGAAGCCAUUCCCCCUUGCCCUGCUGCCAUCAGAAAGUCGCUCUUUGUCCUGUUGAUGAGCUCCCUUUAAGCACUGGAGAGUUACAGAGAGGUUUCCCUUCGGCUGCCCUCAGCCUUUCUUCCCAGGGUUCACCCACAGCUCUCCUUUCAUUUUCCCUUGCUGCUUUUUCUCCUCUCCCGUGCCUCACCGUGGCCCUCAGCACCCCUGAGCCCACCACCCCACGGUGGGUUUUUGGCUCCCAUUUCCAGGGCUGUGGCUGGAAUGGAGUCAUCCCAGCCAAAGUGCCGGGCUGGGAGCAGAGGAUGAGGCAAAGAAAAGGCUUUGGGGCACCAUCACAGCACUGAAGGAUGCCUGAAGGCCCCGUGGCGGUUGGUGGCCGUGGGGUUGGGCUGCAGGUCGGUGCUGGGAGCACUGUGUAACGCCUGCCUGUACAUAAAUAAACCCCGUGUUCGGC